This is a messenger RNA of Alnus glutinosa, 10890 nucleotides long. RefSeq names its product BEACH domain-containing protein B. Lineage: Eukaryota; Viridiplantae; Streptophyta; Magnoliopsida; Fagales; Betulaceae. Bases 243 to 10040 code for a protein of 3265 amino acids. Gene Ontology annotation, molecular function: protein binding. The record is from RefSeq and is a predicted model, not a curated record. The transcript has 41 exons.
AAUAUUACUAUCUUUUUCUCCCCUACUCGCGCACGAUCGUUUUCUUCGAUUCUACGCUGACGCCAUUGAAGAAGCUCCGAGGAAUUCCUGAGUUAGAUCUCGCUUGGAAAACCCUAGAUUUUACUCAUGCAAAUUGAUUCUCCGAUCUUAUCAGGUGAAAAUGAUGGGCUGGAAUGACCAUUUAUACAUUGAUUACUGGAUUAUAAGGUCUUGAUUUUCCUAGAAAAUCUUGGCGGGGAAGCAUGAAUAUUGUGAAGGGUGUUGCCGACCUUAUUAGAAGGACUUCCGGUGGCCAAACUGGGGAGCCUGCUUCAGAGUCUCAACCCCAGAGGUUCUCUCCUCCUGGUCCAAAAAUUUGCUUCAGUGAAGUUGGUAACGAGGUGGUUUUAAAGACACUUUGGGAGAGAUAUGAGAAAGCCAUCGAUAAGGUGGAAAAGAGAAGGUUGUUUCAUGUUUUCCUCAAGCAAUUUCUGGUUGUAUACAAGAACUGGGAACCAGUAAAUGGUGACCAGUUUUCAGAGGCUGUUUCAAGUCCCAUCCAGCCUGAAGAGCUUAUGUCAUGUUCCUAUGAUGUAGUUGUUGGCUGCUCUGCUGGCCAUCCAGCUGAAAUAAUUUCAAUGUUGGCUGAAGAGGUCACAAUAUUAACUUCUAUUGUCACAGAGUUAAACACCAGCAUGAUGCGGUCAAAAACAGGCUUAUCUGGGGAUUCCACAAGCUUGAAUAUUAUUUCUGAAGGAUUGCCUGUCUUGGAUGCUCUGACAAUUGUUACCCGGUCGCUGCAUAAUUGCAGAGUUUUUGGAUACUAUAGUGGGAUUCAGAAGCUUACAGCAUUGAUGAAAGGUGCUGUUGUCCAACUUAAAACAAUAAGCAGUGCACUUUCUGCUGAUGAAAGUUUAUCUGACUUUGCUGUAGAGAAGACUGGCCUCCUGCAACAAAUUCUUGUACAUGUUGUGUCAAUAAUAUGUAGUUUCAUUGAUUUAGACUCAAAUGUAUAUGGGAAGGUUCAGUUGUAUAGCAAUAGUAUAGACUUUGUUCCGAGCAGUGGUGCAUCUUUGCUUGACUCUUCUAGUAAUUUGAAGGUCACUUCUUAUGAAACAAGGCUACAUUGGCAUCAGAAGGCAGUUGUGUCUGUGAUGGAAGCUGGUGGCCUUAAUUGGUUAGUAGAGUUGUUGCGUGUCAUCAGAAGGCUGAGCUUGAAGGAACAGUGGACAGAUAUAUCACUUCAGUAUUUGACUCUCAGAGUUAUUUGUUCUGCAUUAUCUGAGAAUCCACGUGGUCAAAAUCAUUUUAAAAGCAUUGGAGGACUUGAAGUUCUAAUGGAUGGUCUUGGAGUUCCAUCAAGUAAAGCACUAACAUCGAAGAAUUCCUUUUGUGCUGAUGAAAAAAGAGAUGAAAACCCAUUGCUAGAAAUUUUCCAGCUCCAUGUUCUUUCUCUGGAAGUUCUAAGAGAGGCAGUCUUUGGGAAUUUGAACAACUUGCAGUUUCUGUGUGAAAAUGGAAGAGUUCAUAAAUUUGCAAAUAGUUUCUGUUCACCUGCUUUCAUGCUUCAAGAGUACAAACAGCAGAGCAAGGAUUCAUCUGGGUGGCAUGAUAUUCAAAUGCCCUUUAUUGAUUUUAACAAUGAAAAUCAUAUGAAAACUUAUACAGCAGAGCAUUUUGUUCCUCUUUCCACCGGUGCUUCUUAUUCCCAACUUUGGAGUCAUUAUAUUACUAAGUUGGUCGGAGUUCUUUGUUCUUUCCUUCUUGCUCCGGAAGAUACCAGAUCUCUUAAUGUCCACAUGUCCACUGGCCGAGUUGCCAUGCCAAUUUCAUCUGUAUAUGGUGAACUUUCAAUUAAAUGGGUCAUGAGGGUUCUUCUUACAGUGUUCCCUUGCAUUAAGGCUUGUUCAAAUCAGAAUGAGUUGCCAAACCAUUUAAGGGUCUUUGUCAAUACUCUGCAGCACUAUUUACUAAAUACGUUUAGGAAGGUUCUUGUUUCAUCACCCGUAUUGCUUGAAGUAUUUAGGGAAGAGGGAAUAUGGGACCUUAUCUUCUCAGAGAACUUUUUCUAUUUUGGACCAGCAGAGUGUUACACAUACAAUGAGGGGUCUCCGAUGAAGCCUGAAAUAUAUGCUACUUCCAGUAGCACUAACAGUCAAGUAAAAUCUAGUGGGGUUGAAAUUCUGCAAAUGGAAGUAAUUUCAUUCAUAGAAUAUGUCGCGACUUCUAAUGGUAGUACACAUAAUUUGCCUGAAUUGUCUACGUUGUUAGAUGCGCUCGAACAAUCUGCUUGUAAUCUCGAGAUCGCUACUGUUCUUGUCAAGAGUCUGGUACGCAUAUUACAGCUUUCAGCUGAGAAGACUAUUGCUUCUUUUAAGAUGCUUAAUGCAGUUCCUCGGGUGCUUGAAGUUGCUUGCGUUCAAGCCCAAGAAUCUAGAAGGUUUGGAAAUAUAAGUCCUGUUGAGAGUAAUUAUGCAGAAGCGGUUCAAACUCUAUGUCAUCAGAAAUCUGAUCCACAUGAGAUAGCCCAAAGUUGGAUCAGAUGCAUGAAUACAUCCAUGGAGCUCUUCACGGAAUUUCUUUCAAUAGCAGAUGAUGGAAGAAGUUUGGUUUUGCAUAGUUCCACAUGUAUUGAUUGUUUGUUUGAUUUAUUCUGGGAAGAAGGUUUGAGAAGCCGCGUGCUUAAGCAUAUACUUGAGCUCAUGAAGAUUGUUUCAUUCAGUGAGGAAGAUCAAAAAGCAAAGCUGCAGUUAUGUUCCAAAUAUCUAGAAACUUUUACUCAAAUAAAGGAACGAGAAAAGAAAUUCGCAGAACUUUCUAUUGAUCUAUUAGUUGGGAUGAGAGAUAUGCUAAUGACUGAUCCAGUGUACUAUCAGGCUUUGUUCCGUGAUGGAGAGUGCUUUUUGCAUGUUGUCUCUUUAUUGAAUGGUAACCCUGAUGAAGCAAAUGCGGAAAAAUUGGUUUUGAAUGUCCUUCAAACUCUGACCUGUUUGCUUGCGAAUAACGACGCCUCAAAGGCUGCAUUUAGAGCUCUUGCUGGAAAGGGUUACCAGACAUUGCAAAGUUUGCUGUUGGACUUUUGCCAAUGGCAUCCAAGUGAAGGGCUUUUGAAUGCGCUGCUUGAUAUGCUUGUUGAUGGAAAGUUUGACAUAAAAUCAAGCCCAAUAAUAAAGAAUGAAGAUGUCAUCAUACUCUAUCUAUGUGUUCUGCAGAAGAGCAGUGAGUCAUUGCAGCAUCAUGGACUCAAUGUGUUUCAUCAGCUGCUUAGGGAUUCCAUUUCUAAUCGAGCAUCAUGUGUCAGGGCAGGAAUGCUAAACUUUCUUCUUGAUUGGUUUUCCCAAGAAAAUAAUGAUAGUGUCAUCUCGAAAAUUGCUCAGUUAAUUCAAGUCAUUGGUGGGCAUAGCAUAUCUGGGAAAGAAAUUCGCAAAAUCUUCGCCCUCCUCCGAAGUGAGAAAGUUGGGAGUCGGCAACAGUACAGCUCACUAUUGUUGACCACUGUUUCGUCAAUGCUAAAUGAAAAGGGACCGACUGCCUUUUUUGAUCUCAAUGGGAAUAAUUCUGGGAUCGUAAUUAAAACGCCUGUGCAGUGGCCUCUCAAUAAGGGUUUUUCUUUUUCAUGUUGGCUUAGGGUAGAGAACUUCCCACGGAGUGGAACAAUGGGUCUUUUCAGUUUUCUCACUGAAAAUGGGAAGGGGUGCUUGGCUGUGGUUGCAAAGGACAAGCUUAUUUACGAGUCAUUAAAUCUGAAGCGACAGUGUGUCCAGCUACGUUCUAAUCUAGUCAGAAAGAAAUGGCAUUUUCUUUGCAUUACACAUAGCAUUGGAAGAGCUUUUUCUGGGGGUAGCUUAUUGAGGUGUUACGUGGAUGGUGAUCUUGUUUCAUCUGAAAGAUGCAGAUAUGCAAAAGUUAAUGACUCAUUGACAAAUUGCACAAUUGGUGCAAAAAUUAAUGUGCCUAUACUUGAAGAAGAUCCCACUUUGGAAUCCAUCAAAGAUUCAGUUCCCUUUCUUGGUCAGAUUGGUCCUGUUUAUUUGUUUAGUGAUACCCUUUCUUCUGAGCAAGUCCAGGGCAUCUAUUCCCUUGGACCAAGCUAUAUGUAUUCGUUCCUUGAGAGUGAAGCGGCACCUUUUUAUGAUCACCCGUUGCCUAGUGGAAUUCUUGAUGCCAAGGAUGGUCUUGCAUCCAAAAUUAUCUUUGGACUCAAUGCACAGGCAAGUGAUGGCAAGGCAUUGUUUAAUGUUUCUCCAGUGUUGGAUCAGGCAUUGGAUAAGAACUCAUUUAAAGCAACUGUGAUGGUUGGUACACAAUUAUGUUCGAGACGCUUACUGCAACAGAUAAUUUACUGUGUGGGGGGUGUAUCUGUGUUUUUUCCUCUAAUCACCCAGUCUGUUAGAUAUGGGAAUGAAGAAAGUGCACAUUUUGAGUUUACAUUGCUUGCACCUAUCACGAAAGAGCGUCUGACUGCUGAAGUUAUUGAGCUAGUUGCUUCUGUCCUAGAUGAGAAUUUAGCAAAUCAACAACAGAUGCAUCUUCUUUCUGGAUUUUCAAUCCUUGGAUUCUUGUUGCAGUCGAUUCCUCCACAGCAACUUAAUUUGGAAACUCUUUCAGCUUUGAAACAUCUCUUCAAUGUUGUUGCAAACUGCGGCUUGGCAGAGCUGCUUGUCAAAGAUGCUAUAUCUAGCAUAUUUCUUAAUCCUCUUAUCUGGCUCUACACUGCUUACAAGGUUCAGCGUGAACUGUACAUGUUUCUUAUCCAGCAAUUUGAUAAUGAUCCGAGGUUGCUUAAGAGUUUAUGUCGGCUCCCACGUGUUCUCGAUAUAAUACGGCAGUUUUACUGGGAUAAUGCAAAAUCUCGAUUUGCCGUUGGCAGCAAGCUUAUUCUGCAUCCUACCACAGAACAACUUACUGGAGAGAGACCUAGUCAAGAAGAAAUACGUAAAAUUCGCCUUGUCUUAUUAAGUCUUGGCGAAAUGAGCCUCAGGCAGAUUAUUGCAGCAGCAGAUAUAAAUGCUCUCAUAGCUUUUUUUGAGACAAGCCAGGAUAUGACAUGUAUUGAGGAUGUUUUACAUAUGGUUAUUCGUGCUAUUUCUCAGAAGCCACUGCUUGCUUCUUUCCUUGAACAAGUCAAUACGAUUGGUGGCUGUCACAUUUUUGUCAAUCUUCUUGAGAGGGACUCUGAGCCUAUCAGAUUGCUUAGCUUGCAGUUCCUAGGAAGACUUUUGGUUGGUCUCCCAUCUGAGAAAAAGGGACCGAGGUUCUUCAAUCUAGCUGUUGGAAGAUCCAGAGCACUUUCAGAAAACCAUAGGAAUAUCAGUUUGAGGAUGCAACCAAUUUUCUCUGCCAUAGCUGAUAGGUUGUUCAGGUUUCCGCAGACAGAUAAUUUGUGUGCCACCUUGUUUGAUGUCCUUCUUGGUGGUGCUAGUCCCAAACAGGUGUUACAGAAGCAGAACCAGGUGGACAGGCAGAGAAGCAAGGGACAUAACUCUCAUUUUUUCCUCCCUCAAAUAUUGGUUCUCAUUUUCAGAUUCCUGUCGUGCUGUGAGGAUGUGUCUGCAAGAAUGAAAAUAUUCAGAGAUCUACUUGAUCUUCUUGAUUCAAACCCUUCGAAUAUUGAAGCUUUUAUGGAAUAUGGGUGGAAUGCUUGGUUAAUGGCUUCUGUGCAGCUUGAUGUGCUAAAAGACUACAAAGUUGAGUCACGAAAUCAGUGUGACAAUCAGAUGGACGAGCAACACCUGGUCAGGAACCUGUUUUGUGUUGUUCUUUGUUACUAUAUGCAUUCUGUAAAAGGUGGCUGGCAACAUUUAGAAGAGACGGUGAAUUUUGUAGUCUCACACUUUGAGCAGAGAGGUGUCUCUUAUCAAUACUUGCUUCGUGAUGUAUAUGAUGAUCUAAUUCGGGGGCUGCUGGAAUUAUCUUCUGAGGAGAAUAUCUUUCUUUCUCAACCAUGUCGGGAUAAUACAUUAUACUUACUAAGACUGGUUGAUGAGAUGCUUACCUCUGAAACAGAGCAUAAACUUCCGUUUCCUGCCGGAAAUGCUGAUUUUUCUCUUGACUCCUUAGAAUUAGAACAUCACAAAGAUUAUUGCUCUGCCUUAUAUGAGAUCUUGCAAGGAGAAUUUGAUGAUCAAAUAUCCAGAAAUCUGCGGGGUGGUAAGCAGCCAAUCACAAACGAAGAUGACGUAAUUGAUGAGAAGUGGUGGAAACUAUAUGAUGAUUUGUGGAUUAUUAUUAGUGAGAUGAAUGGUAAAGGACCAAGCAAAACAUUACCCAAGUCAUCAUCAUCAGCAGGUCCGUCUUUUGGCCAAAGAGCACGUGGCUUAGUAGAAUCACUGAACAUUCCCGCUGCGGAAGUGGCUGCUGUUGUUGUAUCAGGAGGGAUAGGCAGUGCAUUGGGUGGAAAACCAAACAAAAAUGUCGAUAAGGCUAUGCUUUUACGAGGGGAGAGGUUCCCACGUAUUAUUUUUAGACUUGUCAUCCUAUAUCUUUGCAGAUCUUCAUUGGAAAGAGCAUCACGGUGUGUCCAACAGGUCAUUUCACUCUUUCCAUGUUUUUUGGCUGCUGAUGAUGAGCAAAGCAAAAGCAAAUUGCAGCUUUUCAUCUGGGCUUUGCUUGCUGUUAGGUCACAGUUUGGAUUGUUAAAUGAGGAUGCUCGUUUUCAUGUCAUAUCACACUUGAUUCGAGAAUCUGUUAACUGUGGAAAAUCAUUGCUUGCUACUAGCAUUGUGGGCAGAGAUGACAACUCGGAUUUAGGCAGCUUUUCGAAAGAAACAGGAUGGAUUCACAACCUAAUUCAAAAGGAUCGAGUACUUGCAGCAGUUGCUGAUGAGGCAAAAUAUAUGAAGAUAUUAAAAGCCGACCGCAGCAAACAAUUGCAUGAGCUCCGUGCUAGGAUGGAUGAAACUUUCUCUGCUGAAUCUAUAAACAAGAAAGCUUUUGAAGAUGAGAUAAAAAGUAGCUUGACUUCCGUUCUUGCUUCAGAUGACAGUAGAAGAGCUGCAUUCCAGCUUACUCACGAGGAGCAGAAGCAAAAUGUCACUGAAAAGUGGAUACACAUGUUUCGCGCCUUGAUUGAUGAGAGAGGUCCAUGGUCUGCCAAUCCUUUUCCCAACAAUGCCCUAACACAUUGGAAACUUGACAAGACAGAAGAUACAUGGCGACGAAGACAAAAGCUAAGACAAAAUUACCAUUUCGAUGAAAAGUUGUGUCAUCCUCCCUCCACUGCUCCUAGUGAUGAGGCUACUCUUCCUGUUAAUGAAAACAAAUCUGGUCUUGUGGGGUUGAUUCCUGAGCAAAUGAAGCGCUUCUUGCUGAAAGGAGUACGGGGGAUAACUGAUGAAGGGAGCUCAGAAAAUAAUGAUAAUGAGACUGAACCAAGUGGGCAUAAGGCCUCCAUCUCCAAGGAUCCUUUAGACGCUCAGUGCUUGGAGCUGAAAGACAGCAGUGACCGGAAGGAUGUUCUGCAAGACAGAAUAGAUUCUUCUUCCUCGUCUACGGAGACAGAAACUAGUGAGGUUCUUUUGUCAGUUUCCUGUGUACUUGUAACCCCAAAGAGGAAAUUAGCUGGGCAUUUGGCUGUCAUGAAAAGUGCCUUGCGUUUCUUUGGUGAAUUUUUGGUUGAAGGUACUGGAGGAUCAUCAGUGUUUAAGAACUUCCAUGCUUCAAGCAAUUCUGAUUUGACCAAGUCUGAUCAAAAGCAGAAGUUUCUAAAGUGGCCUAAUUUUGAUUUGGUUUCUGAGAAGGGAACCACAACUGAUUAUUUUGAUCCAAUGAAUGAAAAUGUGCAUCAAAAACACUUAAAAAAUGUUAAGCGCCAUAGGAGGUGGAACAUAGGCAAGAUAAAAGCGGUCCACUGGACUCGGUAUUUGCUCAGAUACAGUGCAAUAGAGAUUUUCUUCGGUGAUUCAGUUGCUCCCAUAUUUUUUAAUUUUGUGUCACAAAAAGACGCAAAAGAUGUUGGAACCUUGAUAGUUACUACCAGAAAUGAGUAUUUGUUUCCAAAGGGAAAUAGUAGGGACAAGAAUGGAGCUAUUUCAUUUGUUGAUAGACGUGUAGCCUUGGAGAUGGCAGAAACUGCAAGAGAGCGAUGGAGAAGAAGGGAUAUAACGAACUUUGAGUAUCUAAUGAUUCUCAAUACACUUGCAGGAAGAUCUUAUAAUGAUUUAACUCAGUAUCCCGUCUUUCCUUGGGUCUUGACGGAUUACUCCUCGGAGGUUCUUGACUUUAACAAGUCAUCAACCUUUAGGGAUCUCUCGAAACCUGUUGGAGCGUUGGAUUUGAAGAGAUUUGAGGUGUUUGAAGAUAGAUACCGGAGUUUCAGUGAUCCUGAUAUACCCAGUUUCUACUAUGGGUCUCAUUACUCAAGCAUGGGGAUUGUGCUCUAUUACCUUCUUCGAUUGGAACCAUUUACAUCUCUUCACCGUAAUUUGCAGGGUGGCAAAUUUGACCAUGCAGAUCGCCUCUUUCAAAGCAUCGAGGGCACAUAUCGAAAUUGCCUUUCUAAUACAAGUGAUGUGAAGGAGUUGAUUCCUGAGUUCUUUUACAUGCCAGAGUUUCUUAUCAAUUCGAACUCGUAUCAUUUAGGAGUGAAACAAGAUGGUGAACCAAUAGGUGAUGUUUGUCUCCCUCCAUGGGCCAAGGGCUCACCCGAAGAAUUUAUAAAUAGAAAUCGAGAGGCUCUUGAAAGUGAAUAUGUUAGCUCAAAUCUCCACCACUGGAUAGAUUUGGUGUUUGGUUACAAGCAGAGAGGAAAACCAGCGGUGGAGGCAGCAAAUAUCUUUUACUACCUGACUUAUGAAGGUGCCGUUGAUCUGGACAACAUGGAAGAUGAUUUUCAAAGAGCAGCAAUUGAAGACCAAAUUGCAAAUUUUGGCCAGACACCAAUCCAGAUUUUCCGUAAAAAACAUCCUAGACGAGGGCCACCAAUUCCAAUUGCUCAUCCUUUGUACUUUGCACCUGGUUCUAUUAAUUUGAGUUCCAUUGUUAGUAGUUGUCCACCAUCUGCUGUACUUUAUGUUGGCAUAUUGGACUCGAACAUUGUACUUGUGAACCAGGGGCUCACCUUGUCAGUUAAGAUGUGGUUGACGACCCAACUACAAGCUGGUGGAAAUUUUACCUUCUCUGGCUCGCAGGAUCCUUUCUUUGGAGUUGGUUCUGAUAUUCUUUCUCCUCGUAAUAUUGGGAGUUCUUUGGCUGAAAAUUUUGAAGUCGGAGCACAGUGCUUUGCUAUAAUGCAGACACCAUCAGAGAAUUUUCUGAUCUCAAGUGGCAAUUGGGAAAACAGCUUUCAGGUUAUAUCCUUAAAUGAUGGCAGGAUGGUGCAGAGCAUCCGACAGCAUAAGGAUUUGGUCAGCUGUGUUGCAGUGACAUCUGAUGGAAGCAUCCUUGCAACUGGAAGUUAUGACACAACAGUCAUGGUGUGGGAAGUUUUCCGUGGUAGAACCCCAGAAAAGAGAGUGCGUAACUCACAUGCAGAGCUGCCCCGUAAGGGCUAUGUCGUCGUUGAAACUCCCUUCCAUAUUCUUUGUGGGCACGAUGAUAUUAUUACAUGCUUAUAUGUAAGUGUAGAGCUUGAUAUAGUUAUCAGUGGUUCGAAAGAUGGAACUUGUGUUUUCCAUACCCUUAGGGAGGGAAGAUAUGUAAGAUCUAUACGUCAUCCAUCUGGAAGUGCAUUGUCAAAGCUCGUUGCCUCUCGGCAUGGGCGGAUAGUGUUUUAUGCGGAUGAUGAUCUCAGUUUGCACCUUUAUUCAAUUAAUGGAAAGCAUCUGGCUGCAUCUGAAUCCAAUGGACGCCUCAAUUGUGUGGAAAUGAGUGGUUGUGGUGAGUUUUUGGUUUGUGCCGGUGAUCAAGGGCAGAUAGUUUUACGCUCGAUGAACUCACUGGAGAUUAUAAAAAGGUAUAAUGGAGUUGGAAAGAUAAUAACAUCUCUAACAGUAGCCCCCGAAGAAUGCUUCUUAGCUGGGACCAAAGAUGGAAGCCUUCUUGUGUAUUCUAUUGAAAAUCCUCAACUUCGCAAAGCUAACCUUCCUCGAAAUGUGAAAUCCAAAGUUUCUGUUACGGGAUAGAUCAAAAGUUAAAAGGACAGAAGUCAGGGAGCGUUAAUGGCUGGGGCUAAUCUAUGAUGUUAGUGCCAGGAGAGUCUACUAAAUAUCAUAGAAUGUUGAACCAUUUCCACGAAAUUUUGAGGUCUCAGACCGUCAAACUUUUUCCAAUUGGGCAGGUCUUUGAGAAUUGUUUGGUGUGAAGACAUUGAAAGAAUGCACACUAUUCAUCCAAGAAAAGAAAGGAUGCGCACAAUUUCAUCAGCAUUGCUAGAACAGUUUGGAAGUAUAUUCAACUUUUGCUUCACACUAUGACAUAUACAGGAUUCAGUAAGUUCCAACGUGAACUUUUCCUGAAACCAUGAGAUGGGGGAAUGAUGCCUUCUACAAAUUCAUUCAUCCGUUCUUCUCCGUCCUAGAAAAAGGUCAGUCAGGAAUCGGGUGUUAACACAUACAUGAACAUUAAAUUGAUAGGUCAGAACAGAAAUAUUGUGUAUUAGCAAUAGCAGCAUUUUCUCUCUUUUUCCUUGUUAAAAUAGCAAGUAUUUACCCGCCAAAACUUUGUAUAGAUGGGCUAUGAUGACUUAUCCAGAACAAAACAAAAGGUGUAUAGAUAGGCUUCAAUGCCUUCUAAAAAAGUAAAGGCAUUUCCCCCCCCCCCCCCCCCCCCCCCCCACAACAUCUUCCCUUAACAUAGGAUUUUGUGGUUGAGAUUGGCUACUGGUUUACAUCAGUUACUGAUCAUUAAGGUUUCAUCAGAGCAUUGUCUUUACAGCCGAGAGAGUGUCCAAAUUUCAGUUUUCUCUUUUGGUUGUACCUGUCUCCUGUAUGAAUCUUAAUUCCCUGAUAAAUGCUCUAUAACCUCUUAUAGCCA